CGGCGGGGCCCCGCGACCGCGGGCUCCAAUGGCGAGGCCGGCGCGGCCCCCGCUAAUUACAUAAGCGGGACGUCAAUAAUUCGCGGGAAAACGCGAAAAAGAUGGCGCCCCGCGCCCGGGGGGCCCCUUCCUGAGCGCCCGGGCCCCUCCCUCCUCCUCCUCCGGCCCCCCUCCUCCCCCCGGCGCCCCCGCCCCGCCCCGCCCCCGCCGAGACCCCGACCCCGGCCCCACGGGCGGACACUCGGCCGGGCAGCCGCGGGCCGAGCGCAGCCGCCUCCGCCGCCGAUGCGCCUGGUGGCCAGACUCCAAGUGGGACCGGCGGACACGCAGCCUCGCGUGUCAGUGGAAGCUGAUGGAGAAUCGAGCUCUGGACCCAGGGACUCGGGACUCCUAUGGUGCCAACAGCCACCUCCCUAACAAGGGGUCCCUGGCAAAAGCCAAGAGCAACUUCAAAGACCUGAUGUCCAAGCUGACGGAGGGCCAGUAUGUGCUGUGCCGGUGGACAGAUGGACUGUAUUAUCUUGGGAAGAUCAAGAGGGUCAGCAGUUCUAAGCAGAGCUGCCUCGUAACUUUUGAAGAUAAUUCCAAAUACUGGGUCUUAUGGAAAGACAUACAGCAUGCCGGUGUUCCGGGGGAGGAGCCGAAGUGCAACAUCUGCCUGGGGAAGACGUCGGGGCCCCUGAACGAGAUCCUCAUCUGUGGGAAGUGCGGCCUGGGUUACCACCAGCAGUGCCACAUCCCCACAGCGGGCAGUGCCGACCGGCCCCUGCUCACACCUUGGUUCUGCCGACGCUGCAUCUUCGCGCUGGCUGUGCGGAAAGGCGGCGCGCUGAAGAAGGGCGCCAUCGCCAGGACGCUGCAGGCCGUGAAGAUGGUGCUGUCCUACCAGCCCGAGGAGCUCGAGUGGGACUCCCCCCACCGCACCAACCAGCAGCAAUGCUACUGCUACUGCGGCGGGCCGGGAGAGUGGUACCUGCGGAUGCUACAGUGUUACCGCUGCAGACAGUGGUUCCACGAGGCCUGCACCCAGUGUCUCAAUGAACCCAUGAUGUUCGGUGACCGGGUCGAUGUGGUUCACCUGGCCCUCUACAACCUGGGCGUGCAGAGCAAGAAGAAGUACUUCGACUUUGAGGAGAUUCUGGCCUUCGUUAACCAUCACUGGGAGCUCCUGCAGCUUGGCAAGCUCACCAGCACCCCUGUGACGGACCGAGGCCCACAUCUCCUCAAUGCACUGAACAGUUACAAGAGCCGGUUCCUCUGCGGCAAGGAGAUCAAGAAGAAGAAGUGCAUCUUCCGCCUGCGCAUCCGCGUCCCGCCCAACCCGCCCGGGAAGCUGCUGCCCGACAAGGGCCUGGCGCCCGCGGAGCACGGCGCCGCCUCCGAGCUGCGGAGGAGAGGGAAGAGCAAGCCCGGUUUGCUGCCUCAUGAGUUCCAGCAGCAGAAAAGGCGAGUUUAUAGAAGAAAAAGAUCAAAGUUUUUGCUGGAAGACGCUAUCCCCAGUAGCGACUUCACCUCGGCCUGGAGCACCAAUCACCACCUGGCCAGCAUAUUUGACUUCACGCUGGACGAGAUCCAGAGUUUAAAAAGCGCCAGCUCAGGCCAGACCUUCUUCUCGGACGUGGACUCCACCGAUGCCGCCAGCACCUCUGGCUCUGCUUCCACCAGCCUCUCGUACGACUCCAGACGGACGGUGGGCAGCCGCAAGCGGAAGCUGGCAGCCAAAGCGUACGUGCCGCUGCGGGCCAAGCGCCGGGCAGCGGAGCCCGGCGGACGCUGCGCCUCGGACAGCAGCGCGGAGGCGGCCUCGGGCCCCGAGCGGCCGGACGAGGGCGUCGACAGCCACACGUUCGACAGCAUCAGUGAGGACGACUCAUCCUUGUCCCACCUCAAGUCAUCCAUCACCAACUAUUUCGGCGCAGCGGGGCGGCUGGCCUGUGGGGAGAAGUACCAGGUGCUGGCGCGGAGGGUCACGCCAGAGGGCAAGGUGCAGUACCUGGUGGAGUGGGAAGGGACCACCCCUUACUGAGCAGCCCCCCGAGGAGGCCCGGAGCCCCGGAAACCAAAGGAGAGGCGGUGGGAGCCACAGGCCCCUCGGCCCUCCCCCGGCUGCAGGAGGGAGGGACGCAAGACAGCUGGAGGGCCCGGCCGAGCCCCGCCUGCCCGCCUGUGCCUCUGCUGUCCCGGCCUGCUCCGGGCCCUCAGGCCCACCGCCCCCUCGCCCCGUGUCUCUGCGGUCCCGCCGGCUGUCUCCACAUGUUCCCUCCAGCUGUUCACCUGCCCCUCUGAGUUAGCAUCCCUCCUGACUCCGCGGAGGCCUGAGUCUUCGUCCCCAGUGUGUCCCCUCCCUUUCCCCUUUUGGGUGUGUGCAUUUGCACACCCAGCCCUCCCCUGGACGUCCUUCACACCUGACCCAUCCCGGGACCGCUCUAGGAAGACAAAGUCUUUGAGAAAGACGGGGUGAAGGUGGGUAAGAAGAGGCCUUGUGGAGCUCCUCUCCCCCGUUCCCACCCCUCCUCCUGUCCCGGGAGGAGGUGGUGAGGGUGGGAGAACGCCUCUGGGAAGCCUGCGGGGCAGAGACCCUGUGACUCUCAGGAUCCAAGGAGGAGGGGGCUGGGUCUCUGCUUCGGAAGGCAGAGGGUGCAGGCUGCGGUGUCGGCUUCCGAGAACCCCGUUUUCCCUUCUCGGGUCACAUUCCCUCUCUGUUGCCGUGGAGCGGGGCCUGGCCUUGCAGGCAGGAGGCAUGAGGAGGAGGUAGCCGUGUCCUGCUUGCUGCAUCUUGGACUGUCUCCUCUGCCUCCCACCCAACACAGCCCAAGGGCGCGUGUACGCGCACGCACACACGCACAGCGCUUCCAUCUGUGUGCGCACUCUCACCUCCAGGCACACACAUGGGUCCCAGCCUCCAUGUGUCCACAUACCACACACACAGCCACACAUCCCUUUGAGUGCCAGCCUGGCUCCUGCCCUU
Messenger RNA from Capra hircus (goat), 2968 nucleotides. RefSeq names its product PHD finger protein 19 (gene PHF19). The coding region runs from base 353 to 2026 and encodes 557 amino acids. The record is from RefSeq and is a predicted model, not a curated record. Gene Ontology annotation, cellular component: nucleus. Lineage: Eukaryota; Metazoa; Chordata; Mammalia; Artiodactyla; Bovidae. The transcript has 14 exons. Gene Ontology annotation, molecular function: chromatin binding; DNA binding. Gene Ontology annotation, biological process: regulation of DNA-templated transcription; chromatin organization.